CGCCCAGGGGAAGGGGACCAUGGGGGAAGCGGCGGCAGGCGCCCCCAGUCCGCCGCGCGCCGCCGCCUGAGGAGGCUCGGCGCCCCCCGCCGCAGCCCCCCGCCCCGCGCCCGCGCCCGCGCCUCGGAGCCCCGCGGUUGCCGGCUCCGUGGCCACGGCCGCCGCGCCCUCCGCCCACCGGGCGCCGCGCCGCCCUCGGGCCCCAGGCUUCGCCGGCGCCCGGCUGCCCGCGGACGCCCUUCCCCAGUCAUGAACCCCCCGGAGGGGGCAUCGGAGGAAGGGGGAGCCGCCGACUCGGACGUGGACGCCUUUUUCCGGACAGGAUCUUUUCGGAAUGAUGGUUUGAAAGCUUCUGAUGUCCUUCCUAUCCUAAAGGAGAAAGUGGCCUUUGUGUCUGGGGGGCGUGACAAGAGAGGUGGGCCCAUCCUGACCUUCCCUGCCCGAAGCAAUCAUGACAGAAUAAGACAGGAAGACCUACGGAAACUCGUGACGUAUUUGGCCAGCGUGCCAAGUGAGGACGUUUGCAAACGUGGCUUCACCGUCAUCAUCGACAUGCGGGGCUCCAAGUGGGACCUCAUCAAGCCCCUCCUCAAGACGCUGCAGGAAGCCUUUCCCGCUGAGAUCCAUGUGGCCCUCAUCAUCAAGCCUGACAACUUCUGGCAAAAGCAGAAGACCAACUUUGGCAGCUCCAAAUUCAUCUUUGAGACGAGCAUGGUAUCUGUGGAAGGCCUCACGAAGCUGGUGGACCCCUCCCAGCUGACAGAGGAGUUUGACGGCUCCCUGGAUUAUAACCAUGAGGAGUGGAUUGAGUUGCGCCUCUCCUUGGAGGAGUUCUUCAACAGUGCGGUACACCUGCUCUCACGUCUUGAGGACCUGCAGGAGAUGCUGGCCCGGAAGGAGUUCCCUGUGGAUGUGGAGGGCUCUCGGAGGCUUAUCGACGAGCACACACAACUUAAGAAAAAGGUGCUGAAGGCCCCCGUGGAAGAGCUGGACCGGGAGGGGCAGCGGCUACUGCAGUGCAUCCGCUGCAGUGAUGGCUUCUCAGGGCGCAACUGCAUCCCAGGAAGUGCCGACUUCCAGAGCCUUGUACCCAAGAUCACCAGCCUCCUGGACAAGCUGCAUUCCACCCGACAACACCUGCACCAGAUGUGGCAUGUACGAAAGCUCAAACUGGAUCAGUGCUUCCAGCUGCGGCUCUUCGAGCAGGAUGCUGAGAAGAUGUUCGACUGGAUAAGCCACAACAAGGAGUUGUUUCUUCAGAGCCACACAGAGAUCGGAGUCAGCUACCAGCAUGCACUAGACCUCCAGACACAGCACAAUCACUUUGCCAUGAACUCCAUGAAUGCCUAUGUCAACAUCAACCGCAUCAUGUCCGUCGCUUCCCGCCUCUCAGAGGCUGGCCAUUAUGCCUCCCAGCAAAUCAAGCAGAUCUCCACACAGCUAGACCAGGAGUGGAAGAGCUUUGCCGCUGCCCUGGAUGAACGCAGUACAAUCUUGGCCAUGUCAGCUGUGUUCCACCAGAAGGCAGAACAGUUUCUGUCAGGAGUGGAUGCCUGGUGUAAGAUGUGCAGCGAAGGCGGCCUUCCUUCUGAGAUGCAGGACCUGGAGCUGGCAAUCCACCACCACCAGUCCUUGUAUGAGCAGGUGACCCAGGCCUACACAGAGGUCAGCCAGGAUGGAAAAGCAUUACUGGAUGUCCUGCAGCGUCCCCUGAGUCCUGGGAACUCCGAGUCCCUCACAGCCACAGCCAACUACUCCAAGGCGGUCCACCAGGUGCUGGAUGUGGUACACGAGGUACUGCACCACCAGCGGCGGCUUGAGAGCAUCUGGCAGCACCGCAAGGUGCGGCUUCACCAGCGGCUGCAACUGUGUGUCUUCCAGCAGGAUGUGCAGCAGGUGCUGGACUGGAUUGAAAACCAUGGCGAGGCCUUUCUCAGCAAACACACUGGGGUUGGCAAGUCCUUGCAUCGAGCACGGGCACUACAGAAGAGACAUGAUGACUUUGAAGAAGUGGCUCAGAAUACAUACACCAAUGCGGACAAGCUCCUAGAAGCAGCAGAGCAGCUGGCUCAGACUGGGGAAUGUGACCCAGAGGAGAUCUACAAGGCAGCCCGACACCUGGAGGUGCGCAUCCAAGACUUUGUGCGCAGAGUGGAGCAGCGGAAACUCCUUCUGGACAUGUCGGUCUCUUUCCACACGCACACCAAAGAGCUGUGGACAUGGAUGGAGGACCUUCAGAAGGAGGUACUGGAGGAUGUCUGUGCAGACUCUGUGGAUGCGGUCCAGGAGCUGAUCAAGCAGUUCCAACAGCAGCAGACCGCUACUCUGGAUGCCACUCUCAAUGUCAUCAAGGAAGGCGAAGACCUAAUCCAGCAGCUCAGGUCAGCGCCUCCCUCCCUGGGGGAGCCCACCGAGGCCAGGGACUCAGCGGUAUCCAACAACAAGACACCCCACAGUAGUUCUAUCAGCCAUAUUGAGUCUGUCCUCCAGCAGCUGGACGAUGCUCAGGUGCAGAUGGAGGAGCUGUUUCAUGAGCGGAAGAUCAAGCUGGACAUCUUCCUGCAGCUACGGAUCUUUGAACAGUACACCAUUGAGGUCACCGCAGAGCUGGAUGCUUGGAACGAGGACUUGCUCCGGCAGAUGAAUGACUUCAACACAGAGGAUCUGACCCUGGCAGAGCAGCGGCUACAGCGCCACACAGAACGGAAGCUUGCCAUGAACAACAUGACGUUUGAGGUCAUCCAGCAGGGCCAGGACCUGCACCAAUAUAUCAUGGAAGUGCAAGCCUCAGGAAUCGAGUUAAUCUGUGAAAAAGACAUUGACCUGGCAGCUCAGGUGCAGGAGUUACUGGAGUUUCUCCACGAAAAGCAGCAUGAACUGGAGCUCAAUGCGGAGCAGACACACAAGCGGCUAGAGCAGUGUCUCCAGCUACGGCACCUCCAGGCUGAGGUCAAACAGGUUCUGGGAUGGAUCCGCAAUGGAGAGUCGAUGCUCAACGCCAGCCUGGUCAACGCCAGCUCUUUGUCUGAGGCAGAGCAGCUGCAGCGGGAGCAUGAACAGUUCCAGCUAGCCAUCGAGUCCCUCUUUCAUGCCACUUCCUUGCAGAAGACGCACCAGAGCGCCCUGCAGGUACAGCAGAAGGCAGAGGCACUGCUCCAGGCCGGCCACUAUGACGCUGAUGCCAUCCGGGAAUGUGCUGAGAAGGUGGCCCUCCACUGGCAACAGCUCAUGCUAAAGAUGGAGGACCGGCUGAAACUUGUCAACGCCUCUGUGGCCUUUUACAAGACCUCUGAGCAGGUGUGCAGUGUUCUGGAGAGCUUGGAGCAGGAGUACCGGAGAGACGAGGACUGGUGUGGCGGGAGAGACAAGCUGGGUCCGGCAGCAGAGAUGGACCACGUCAUUCCACUGCUCAGCAAGCAUCUGGAGCAGAAGGAGGCCUUCCUGAAGGCCUGCACUCUGGCACGGCGGAACGCUGAGGUGUUCCUCAAGUACAUCCACAGGAACAAUGUGAGCAUGCCCAGUGUUGCCAGCCACACCAGGGGACCCGAACAGCAAGUAAAAGCCAUCUUGAGUGAGCUCUUGCAGAGGGAGAAUCGCGUCCUGCACUUCUGGACCUUGAAGAAGCGGCGGUUAGACCAGUGUCAGCAAUAUGUGGUGUUUGAGCGGAGUGCUAAGCAGGCACUAGACUGGAUCCAAGAAACAGGAGAAUAUUACCUCUCAACACAUACCUCCACCGGAGAGACCACGGAAGAGACUCAGGAACUGCUGAAAGAGUAUGGAGAAUUCAGGGUGCCUGCCAAGCAAACAAAGGAGAAGGUGAAGCUGCUGAUCCAGCUAGCAGACAGCUUUGUGGAAAAGGGCCACAUCCAUGCCACAGAGAUACGGAAAUGGGUGACCACGGUGGACAAGCACUAUCGAGAUUUCUCCCUGAGGAUGGGGAAGUACCGGUACUCCCUGGAGAAAGCCCUGGGAGUCAACACGGAGGAUAACAAGGACCUAGAGCUGGACAUCAUCCCAGCAAGCCUUUCGGAUCGGGAGGUCAAGCUCCGGGAUGCUAACCAUGAGGUCAAUGAAGAGAAACGGAAGUCAGCUCGGAAGAAAGAAUUCAUUAUGGCUGAACUGCUUCAGACGGAGAAGGCUUAUGUAAGGGACUUGCACGAGUGCUUGGAGACCUACCUGUGGGAAAUGACCAGCGGUGUGGAGGAGAUACCCCCUGGGAUCCUCAAUAAGGAGCACAUCAUCUUUGGCAACAUCCAGGAGAUCUAUGACUUCCAUAACAACAUCUUCCUCAAAGAGCUGGAGAAGUACGAACAGCUGCCUGAGGAUGUGGGACACUGCUUUGUUACCUGGGCAGACAAAUUUCAGAUGUAUGUCACCUACUGUAAAAACAAGCCUGAUUCCAACCAGCUGAUCCUGGAGCAUGCAGGCACCUUCUUUGAUGAGAUCCAGCAGCGGCAUGGCCUGGCCAACUCCAUCUCUUCCUACUUAAUUAAGCCUGUCCAGAGGGUCACCAAGUACCAGCUGCUCCUGAAGGAACUUUUAACUUGCUGUGAAGAAGGGAAAGGGGAACUCAAGGAUGGCCUGGAGGUGAUGCUCAGUGUCCCCAAGAAAGCCAAUGAUGCCAUGCAUGUCAGCAUGCUGGAAGGGUUCGAUGAGAACUUGGAUGUACAGGGGGAGUUGAUUCUCCAGGAUGCCUUUCAAGUGUGGGACCCAAAGUCGCUGAUCCGGAAGGGGCGGGAGCGACAUCUGUUCCUCUUUGAGAUCUCCUUGGUGUUUAGCAAAGAGAUCAAAGACUCUUCAGGACACACGAAAUAUGUUUACAAGAACAAGCUACUGACCUCAGAGCUGGGUGUGACCGAACAUGUAGAAGGCGACCCCUGCAAAUUCGCCUUGUGGUCUGGGCGCACCCCAUCCUCAGACAAUAAAACAGUGCUCAAAGCUUCCAACAUCGAAACUAAGCAGGAAUGGAUCAAGAACAUUCGAGAAGUGAUUCAGGAAAGGAUCAUUCAUCUUAAAGGCGCUUUAAAGGAGCCAAUCCAGCUCCCCAAAACACCAGCCAAACUGAGGAACAAUAGUAAGAGGGAUGGGGUAGAGGAUGGUGACAGCCAAGGGGAUGGGAGCAGCCAGCCAGAUACCAUAUCCAUUGCCUCCAGGACCUCUCAGAACACAGUGGAGAGUGACAAGCUCUCAGGUGGAUGUGAGCUGACUGUGGUCCUCCAGGACUUCAGCGCAGGCCACAGCAGUGAGCUGAGCAUCCAGGUGGGGCAGACUGUGGAGCUGCUGGAACGCCCCAGUGAGAGGCCCGGCUGGUGUCUGGUCCGCACCACAGAGCGGAGCCCCCCGCAGGAAGGCCUGGUCCCCAGCAGCGCCCUGUGCAUCUCCCACUCGCGCAGCAGCGUGGAAAUGGACUGCUUCUUCCCCUUGGUGAAAGAUUCAUACUCUCAUUCCUCCAGUGAGAAUGGAGGCAAGUCCGAGUCCGUGGCCAACCUGCAGUCUCAGCCCUCCCUGAACUCCAUCCACAGUUCCCCUGGUCCCAAGCGCUCCACCAACACUCUCAAAAAGUGGCUGACCAGCCCUGUGCGCCGCCUCAACAGCGGAAAAGCAGACGGAAAUAUCAAAAAGCAGAAGAAAGUCCGGGAUGGGCGGAAGAGCUUCGACCUGGGAUCACCCAAGCCUGGGGAUGAGACGACCCCUCAGGGAGACAGCGCUGAUGAGAAGAGCAAGAAGGGUUGGGGUGAAGACGAGCCAGAUGAAGAGUCACAUACCCCUCUCCCUCCGCCCAUGAAGAUCUUUGACAACGACCCCACCCAGGAUGAGAUGUCCUCUUUGCUAGCAGCCCGGCAGGCUCCCACUGACGUGCCUACUGCUGCAGACCUUGUCAGUGCAAUAGAAAAGUUGGUCAAAAGUAAGCUGACUCUGGAAGGAGGCUCUUACCGGGGGAGCUUGAAGGACCCUACAGGCUGCCUGAAUGAGGGGAUGACCCCUCCCACGCCUCCUAGAAACCUGGAAGAAGAACAGAAAGCCAAGGCUCUGAGAGGCAGGAUGUUUGUCCUGAAUGAGUUGGUACAGACAGAGAAGGACUACGUCAAGGACCUGGGGAUUGUGGUGGAGGGCUUCAUGAAGAGAAUAGAAGAGAAAGGGGUCCCCGAGGACAUGCGAGGGAAGGAAAAGAUCGUGUUUGGAAACAUCCACCAGAUUUAUGACUGGCAUAAAGAUUUUUUCCUGGCUGAACUGGAAAAAUGUAUCCAAGAGCAAGACAGAUUGGCCCAGCUCUUCAUUAAACAUGAGCGGAAGCUGCACAUCUACGUGUGGUACUGCCAGAACAAGCCACGUUCUGAGUACAUCGUGGCUGAAUACGAUGCCUACUUUGAGGAAGUUAAACAAGAGAUCAAUCAAAGGCUGACCCUUAGUGACUUCCUUAUCAAGCCCAUUCAGAGAAUAACGAAGUACCAGCUGCUACUCAAGGACUUCCUGCGAUACAGCGAGAAGGCUGGUUUGGAGUGUUCCGAUAUCGAGAAAGCAGUGGAGUUAAUGUGCCUUGUCCCCAAGCGCUGUAAUGACAUGAUGAAUCUGGGACGCCUGCAGGGCUUUGAGGGCACCCUGACCGCCCAGGGCAAGCUUCUACAGCAGGACACAUUCUAUGUGAUCGAGCUGGAUGCUGGCAUGCAGUCCCGGACCAAGGAGAGGCGUGUGUUUCUCUUUGAGCAGAUCGUCAUCUUCAGUGAACUGCUCCGAAAGGGGUCCCUCACCCCAGGCUACAUGUUCAAAAGGAGCAUCAAGAUGAAUUACUUGGUCCUGGAAGACAAUGUGGAUGAUGACCCCUGCAAAUUUGCACUCAUGAACAGAGAGACUUCAGAAAGGGUCAUUCUGCAGGCUGCGAAUUCAGACAUCCAGCAGGCCUGGGUGCAGGACAUCAAUCAAGUCCUAGAAACACAGAGGGACUUCUUAAAUGCACUACAGUCACCCAUCGAGUAUCAACGGAAGGAGAGGAGCACAGCUGUGAUCCGGUCCCAGCCCCCUAGGGUUCCACAAGCCAGCCCCAGGCCCUAUUCUGGGCCAGUGGGCUCAGAGAAGCCCCCCAAGGGCUCCAGCUACAACCCACCUCUGCCACCCCUGAAGAUAUCUACCUCCAAUGGCAGUCCAGGGUUCGACUACCACCAGCCUGGGGACAAGUUUGACGCUAGCAAGCAGAACGACCUGGGAGGCUGCAAUGGGACAUCAUCCAUGGCUGUAAUCAAAGAUUACUAUGCACUGAAGGAGAACGAAAUUUGUGUGAGCCAAGGUGAGGUGGUCCAGGUCCUCGCCGUCAACCAGCAGAACAUGUGUCUGGUGUACCAGCCUGCCAGUGAUCAUUCCCCAGCAGCAGAGGGCUGGGUCCCAGGCAGCAUCCUGGCACCCCUCACCAAAGCCACAGCAGCAGCUGAAAGUAGUGACGGGAGCAUCAAGAAGUCAUGCUCUUGGCACACUCUACGCAUGAGAAAGCGGGCAGACGUGGAGAACACGGGUAAAAAUGAAGCCACAGGGCCUCGUAAACCCAAGGAUUUUCUGGGCAACAAAGUCUCUGUUAAAGAGACGAACAGUUCCGAGGAGUCAGAGUGUGAUGAUCUUGACCCUAAUACUAGUAUGGAGAUCUUGAAUCCAAAUUUCAUCCAGGAAGUGGCUCCGGAAUUCCUUGUGCCCUUAGUAGAUGUGACCUGCUUGCUUGGAGACACAGUGAUACUACAGUGCAAAGCCUGUGGGCGGCCAAAGCCCAGCAUCACCUGGAAGGGUCCAGAUCAGAACAUUCUAGAUACUGACAACACUUCAGCCACAUACACCAUCUCCUCCUGUGAUUCUGGGGAAAGCACGCUCAAGAUCUGCAACCUGAUGCCCCAAGACAGCGGGAUUUAUACCUGUAUAGCAACUAAUGAUCACGGAACCGCAUCCACGUCCGCUACCGUUAAAGUGCAAGGUGUUCCCGCAGCCCCCAACCGCCCAAUCGCACAGGAGAGGAGCUGCACCUCCGUCAUCCUCCGCUGGCUGCCCCCAGCCAGCACCGGGAACUGCACUAUUUCGGGGUACACAGUGGAGUACCGCGAGGAAGGUUCCCAGGUCUGGCAGCAGUCCAUAGCUUCGACCUUGGACACUUACCUGGUCAUUGAAGACCUUAGUCCUGGGUGCCCUUAUCAGUUCCGGGUCAGUGCCAGCAACCCCUGGGGAAUCAGCCUUCCCAGUGAGCCCUCGGAGUUUGUGCGCCUCCCAGAGUACGACGCGGCCGCCGACGGUGCCACCAUUUCUUGGAAGGAAAAUUUUGACUCUGCUUACACCGAACUGAACGAGAUUGGCAGGGGCCGUUUCUCUAUUGUAAAGAAAUGCAUUCACAAAGCUACUCGCAAAGAUGUUGCUGUGAAAUUUGUGAGCAAAAAAAUGAAGAAGAAGGAGCAGGCUGCACAUGAGGCUGCCCUGCUCCAGCACCUGCAGCACCCUCAGUAUGUCACUCUCCAUGACACGUACGAGUCCCCCACAUCCUACAUCCUGAUUUUGGAACUGAUGGAUGAUGGCCGACUCUUGGACUACCUUAUGAAUCAUGAUGAGCUGAUGGAAGAAAAGGUAGCUUUCUACAUUCGAGACAUCACAGAAGCCCUGCAGUACCUUCACAACUGCAGGGUCGCACACUUGGACAUAAAGCCUGAAAACCUGCUCAUUGACCUCCGGAUCCCAGUGCCUCGAGUGAAGCUCAUCGACUUGGAAGACGCUGUCCAGAUCUCAGGCCACUUCCACAUCCACCAUCUGCUGGGCAACCCUGAGUUUGCUGCCCCUGAAGUGAUCCAAGGCAUCCCUGUCUCCCUAGGCACAGACAUCUGGAGCAUCGGGGUUCUGACAUAUGUCAUGCUUAGUGGGGUCUCCCCCUUCUUAGAUGAGAGCAAAGAGGAGACCUGUAUCAACGUGUGCAGGGUGGACUUUAGCUUCCCCCAUGAAUACUUCUGCGGUGUGAGCAAUGCUGCCAGGGAUUUCAUCAACGUAACCUUACAGGAAGACUUCCGGAGGCGGCCCACAGCGGCCACGUGCCUGCAGCAUCCCUGGCUCCAGCCCCACAACGGCAGCUACUCCAAGAUCCCCUUGGACACCUCCCGUCUGGCCUGCUUCAUAGAACGCCGCAAGCACCAGAAUGAUGUGCGGCCCAUCCCCAAUGUCAAGAGUUACAUCGUCAACAGGGUGAACCAAGGGACCUAGCUAUCCCACAACCCCUGAGGUUUCACAUAGAAGCGCAGUGUGAACCAAAGCAAGACUGAGCAUGGUGUCUGUAAAUAACUCUCUUCAUCAUUUCACUCCAUGUGGUUCUCUAGAUUGAGAGGUGGUCCUCUGAAACCUUGUCUGUGCUUACGUGGGGUCUGAGCACCGUGGAAGUCACCUUCAUCCCAGGAGCGUUCCAGAAGGUCAUGCUGAAGAAGUAAAGAAGCAGAGCUGCAGAAAGUAUUAAAAGAAAGGGCAAGGCUGACAAGAGAGCACUUGGUAUAAAAAUGUUAAUUGUACAUUCCAAAAUGAGCAGUUAAGUGGGAAAACCGCACACCCACUGUGAGCAGUAUAGUAGGUUUCUGACUCCAUUGAAAAUGUAAGCAAAAAAAGUUCUAUUUAACAGAGAUGUCAACUAUUCUGCUUUAGAUGGCUUAGAUAUAGUUUCUUAACAGGAUACAUAUACACAUACAAUAUAAUAGAUCCCAUUCAGGUUUCAGAGUUUUAUAAUAUAGAGUUCUAUAUGAAAUCAAUCUUAAGUAACUUUGAGUGCUCCCGUUAAGACAGUAAUUUAUUUACCGAAGCAUUGCAUUAUUUUGACUAAGCACAAUUAGAUGAGGAGUUUUUUAGAGCAUUUUAUAAAUCUUGUAUAGAAAUCUUUUAUCAGAACCUGCGUAUUAAGAGAAAGCAAUGUGACCCUUUUGCAAUCUGUGAAUGGGAUAUUUUUCCUCCGUCAUGGGUUGUUUGAAUAAGAUAGGUUCUGUAUAUCAAAGCUUCCCCCCUGAACUCACUGGUAGCUCAGAGCUAUGGGAAAGACUGCCAGGAAAUAAAUCCAAGUCUAGUAAGAGUUGGGGGGUUGUUUUUAUGUCCACCCUGGGCCUGCCACAGGUAAAUGAAUAUCACAAGUUCAUUCAGAAGGGCACACGGAAACUUUUCCUACAGUUCCUGUGACCAGUGUAGCAGCUCUUUCUGAUUUUAUAGCUGUAGAAUACAGUUUUCAGAAAGUUAGCUUGCUUUAUUCCUAACCCCUCAUGAAGCUUUGGGGUGCUUACCCAAAGGAGGCAGCCAUAAAAGCCUUUUAGAGGCUAGUCCUAAGUCCUUCCUGAAGCCAUGGAGCAAAGCCUGACCCAUCACUCUAACACAGCAUGGGGCUUUGUGAUAGCAAUACCUGUCACCACACAGCCACCAAUGUCUCUGGACUAAAAGGACCAAUUGUAUUCUGAGGCCAGUGCUUCCUUCUCCAUACAAGAUUAUGUCCGGUGCCCUCUGGAGGGAAAGCAAAUUAACCAGGGCACAUCAUGGUUUUUUGUUUUGUUUGUUUUUGGUUUUGCUUUUUUUUCUUCUUCUGUUGGAAGGGGGAUGGGGGAAGUUUUUUUUUUUUCCUGUUUGUACAUGAUCCACCCUUUGUUUCCUAGAGUGUGCUUUAAAAAUUGCUUUGAUGCAAAUAAUUUAAGUUCUUUUAAAAAAUAUAACUUGUGUAAUGUUUGUGUAAAUCGGGUUUCACAUCAUCAUGUUGCCCCUGCUAGUGGGAACUGAGAAAACGGAAAUUAUGUAGCACAAAGUGCAAUCAGAGAAUUUGGGAUGGGAAAAUGGAACUGCAAAACUAUUUCAACUGUUUAAAGGGUGGGAACAGUCUAAUUUUAAUGUAUAAAGACACUUAUUCCCAUGGUGGAAAUAUAGAAUUAAAAGACUCGUCACCCCCUCUCCCCCAUCAGUUGCAAAGUCAGAUUAUUCAUCAUCCGCCCUCCAUCACAGCUCAUCCAAGAUUAUAGGGAAAUAAAUUAGAAGAAAGUAAAAGCAAUAAGACUAGAUAGCACCUAGUACUGGGGGGAUUAACCAAGUAUGGAGAAACCGACUCUGACUAUAGUCUCCUUGCCUCUGGGUGGCUCUGGGUCAGGUGACUUCACUCCUUCAUGGUCUUCACUUAAGUCACGAUGCAUACACAAAAUGUGCUUACUAAGGCUUUUUUAAAUAAACGUGUCUUUAUUAAGAAAUGUAGCAUUAGGGGGGAAGGCCUUAGGCCAGAGAGCUUAUUGUAGGAUAAAAUGCAGAUUCUGAGGACUCCAAAGAUCCAGAAAGUGACAUGGCUAGGUCUCUUCUGUCUGCCUGUCCACCCUGGCUGUCUUGAAAGAAGGGCUUCCUGCUGAGUCACUUAAAGUUGUUCUGACCAGUCAAGUUUCUGCUAGGGAGGGCCAGAGCCUAGGGCAGUGGUGUUCAGAUGCUACAGAAGCGCCAUAGUGAAAGCCUGUUGUAUGUGGCAGAGCUCUAUGGAGAGCCAAGUUUUCCCAGCCUUGUUUGUGUCAGAGUUGGGAUGGUCAAGACAUGAGGCUACAUGAAAUUGCCCCAGGUACACAGUAUGACUGUGAGAGUAGUGUAAGCUUCAGGGACAGACAAAGAGAAAGGGGGCAUUCUUUGUGUAGUGUGAUGACCGAAGUGAACAGGGAGGACCCUGUCUACAAAGCACCUGAUCCCUCCAAUGGGGAGCAAGAUCGUCUUGGCUGGAGAAUUCUCCCUAGCAAGGUGGGAAUUAGGAAGAAAAAAACCCAUUGACAGGGCUAGGAAAUAUAGUUUGGAGUACAAUUGUGCUCAACAGUGGCUGGAGAAGAAGAACCCAGGAUCAUUCUCCUGUACCUGUUUUAACAGGGAGACCUAGUACUAGGAGAGAAGCGGGGGGGAGAGAAAAAUCUCCCACUCCUAAUCCCAUCCCAAUAGUUCUUGCUGAGAGUGAGCUGCCAGCUGACCCCAGGAGAGCAACAGCACUGGUCGAAAGUCUAAAGUCUAAAGAUUUCUUGUUUGGCUUCUGUUCAUCUUUUUGAGCUUGUUUGUUUUGUGUUAAAAGGGUGGGGCACAGAAAGAUGGAAAAGAUCAGGGCCAACCCAGGAUUCCUGAUGAGAAAGAACUCUAAUGAUUUUUGUGCCAUUUACAUUUGUUUUGAAUUAAACGGAUUUCUACCCACUUAUAACUGAAUGUGGUUAAAAAAAAAAAACUGUUAAGAAAAAAAAAAAAACAUCGAAACGUUGGAUGUGUCCGUCAGGUCUCUCCUAGCCACCAGCAACCUGAGUGGGUAGAGGAGGCAGAGAGGAGCACAGGCUCAGCUUUGUGUUUCACAAAGCCUUUAUAAAUAGUAGUGCCUUUAGGAGGGGAGGUGGAGAGUGAAGUUCACUUGCAUUUAGGUUUAAGGUAUGUUUUAAAUGAGAAUGUAGGAUGGGAACAGGAAUUUUUGAGUCUCCAUCUCAGCUAUUCCAAACUCAUUCUUUCUUCCAGAAAGUCUUUUUGUUGUUUUCUGGUCCAAAUGUCCCCACUGAUAAAAUGGAAUUUGGGGAGAAGGAGAAAGAACACUAAUCUCUUAAGAAUGUUGAGAGAAAUAUCCUUGUUGACACAUCUAUAAGAUAUUUUGAUUUUCUUCAAGUGCUACACACUGCCAGUGUUUAGAAUUUUAUUGACCAUAACUUUGAACAUUCCAGUUUCCCGCAGUCUUAUCUUUGGGUACAGUUUACAAACUCCUGAGGUUAACCUCUGUAAAUUGCUUCUCAUUGGAAGGUCUGGGUCCUUCUCGUCUAUAUGUUAUUUGUUCUUACCUUAUAAUUUCUAACCUCUAAGAGCUUGUCUACAGAAAAGGGCUUGGGAGAGCUGAGGAGGCCUUAAAUGUCCAUAAGCUCUUUUCUACAGUAUUUCUUAUGGUGGACAUGAGAGUCUGAGCCAGCCAUUCCUUUCAUGCCUUCCAAGACAGUCAGCCAUUCCUUUCUCUUACCAGGCUUUAUGCUGGAGGGUUGGGGGGUGGAAAAAGAAGAAUCCAAAUAGCUACUUUCCUCACUGGAAGGACAGAUGUGAGAAUCGAACACACUUCCUACGCUCCCUGUCACAAAUCAUUUCUUUAGGAAUCUUCUAGAAAAGGCAAGUGAUACCUACAGUGGGAAAGAGAAUUAGAUUUUGGAGAAAGAGAGCUUUGGCUCUGCUCUUCGAGGGUUGUCUUCUGUUGUCUCCAAUCCUCUAUGCCUAUGGCCCACCCACCCUUCCUCUUUUCUUGCUUAUCUUGAAAAAUAUGGCAAGUUAGAUUUUUGAGAAUAUGAUGGGGAAAAUGCCAUCUAAAGUAAACAGUGGUUAUUUUUCUGGGCUAAUAGAAACUCUCUCCUCUAUACCUGAUAAAGGGAAAUAAAUUGAACCCAAAGGGUCUCUGUAGUAGACAAAAGUACACAAUCCUCACAUCCUAGGACAGCCCAUGAAUUGCACUGGGUAAGUUUUGAGGAACACAGACCAUAUUCUUUUCUUGCCUGGGUAACAUUCCAGUGGAGUCUGGGUGAGGCAAACAUAUAUAAGCUUUCAACAGAUUUAUCCAUUAAAAAAACCUCUCAUUAUUUUUCUUGCUAUUUGAAAUUUAAAGACCUUUAGGGAAGGAAUUAUUAGACCCAGAGUAGGCUAAAGAAAAUGCUCACAUAGAUUCCACCAACAAAAAAGAAGAUACUAUGAUAGUAAUUAUUUUCUGAAAACAGUAAGGCUCUCACUGCCUCAUUCAUUUUAAAGAGCUCAAAGGAGCUGAAAUUUAUCUAUAGAUGGAGUUUUUAAAUAGGAAAUGUUUUUCAUGAAGAAUCCAUAUGGAAAUUGAACACAGAAAUAUCAUAUGGCCAUAUUUGUUAAGAAAGACAUUUUCCCCUUAUUUUUUUAAAAAUAUAAGUUGAUGUUAUAGGAGAAGAAAACGGUCAUUCUACUACAAUGCUUUAACCUUAAAUGACAUUAAUUAAAAGCCUAAAAUUAAUACUCCCAGGCUAUUGUCAAGAACUCCCAAACUGUGUUCAGAUCUCGUUCUUAUCUGAAUGACCAACCCAACAGUUCCGUCAGAUAACCUACUUCAGAAGGGGGAAGAGCAAGGAAAAGUGCAGAUAGCAAGUCUUGGAACUCCUGAGCACUGAUUUAACCAAGUACUUCUGCCAGUGCAGGGAUAGGAGUUGCAUUAAUCCCCCAUUUCCAUCAAGAACUAAGUCCGCAUGCCGGAGUCCACGGAGACCGUUACUGUGACCUCAAAGACUGUGGCUACGAAUCUUAAGUCUUCUCUUACCAACUGAAGCCAUAUUGUUCACCUCUGUGUUUGAAGUUUUUGUUUUUGUUUUUGUUUUUUAAAAAAACAAAACCCUGGUGCUUUUACUUCUGUUUCUGCUGAACUUCAGACUACUCUGUGGGAAAGUAAAUAAAACUAGAAGAGGGAUAAAUAGAAAGACUGAGAAACUAAACAUACCCUUGAGAAAAUGCUAUUUAUGCAGAGAACAGCGGCAAUGGAGGACACACUGUCGGAAAAUAUGGAUAUAUGUACAUCUGUACAUGUAUAUAGUGUAUAAUAUGUAUGUAUAUGUUAUUGCUCAUAUGCAGAAAUCUAUCCAUUUUCAGGCAGCCCAGGUGGAUCAGUUUUUCUACUGGAAAACCAUUUAGGACCAUUCAAAACCAUUAGGGACAAUACAUAGAGAAUCCUUGUUACAUGGGAAUUAAUUUGCUGACUUCUGAAGUCUACAUGGCCAAAUGAACAAAGUAUGAAACACAUUGAGUCUGUAAUUUCUGUGAUUCUGUUUACUCAGAAGUCUAUAUUUGAAUUCUUUUGUAUGUGUCUGUGUUUGGAUUUUUUGUUUUUGUUUGUUCAGACAGUGUCCCUCUAUGUAGUUCUGGCUGUCCUGGGACUCACUCUAUAGACCAGGCUGGCCUUGUACUCACAGAGAUCUGCCUGUUUCUGCCUCCUGAGUGCUGGGAUUAAAGGCCUGUGCCAUCAUGCCCAGCUCAUAUUUGAACGUUAAUAUCUGAUUUUCAAACUGCGCCAACACUUCAUGGUUUUGAGUGAUCCCUUCCCCCAAAGCCUUUUGAGAAUUUGUGGUGGGCUUCUCUGGCCAUUCAGAUAAAAGGCCUUAUCCAUAAGAGGACAGGUUUCCCCAUAGGGACCAUUACACAUAUACAUAGAAGUACAUACUUCCAUCAGGCUUGUGACAAUUGAUUUAAAAUCACUCCACAGUAUUGGUAAAUAGCUCUAUAUUUUCAAGGUGCAGAAGAAUUCCACAGCCUUAAUUAUUUCAGUGUCUUGCUGGUCUGCCUUAAGUGUACCUUCUGGGGUUUUUGGGUUUUGGUUGUCUUAUUAUUUUAACUUUUCCUGCAGUUGUUCAUUUUGUAUGCACAUGAUGUUGUUUUGUAAAGGUAGGUUGUAAAUAUUUUAUUUGUUAAGUCUGACUCACUCCUGUGUAAUGUUGUAAAGUGCUGACCUGCUGUCUUGUUAUUAUUACUGCAGUAAACGUUAUGAGUUGUGGAUGAAACUUCAAAAUGUACAUUUCACAUGUUAUGCAUUCCUAUAAAUAUAAUAUACUGAAGAUA
This is a messenger RNA of Mastomys coucha (southern multimammate mouse), 15555 nucleotides long. RefSeq names its product kalirin RhoGEF kinase (gene Kalrn). Gene Ontology annotation, biological process: intracellular signal transduction; protein phosphorylation; axon guidance. Lineage: Eukaryota; Metazoa; Chordata; Mammalia; Rodentia; Muridae. Gene Ontology annotation, molecular function: ATP binding; guanyl-nucleotide exchange factor activity; protein kinase activity. The record is from RefSeq and is a predicted model, not a curated record. The coding region runs from base 250 to 9213 and encodes 2987 amino acids. Gene Ontology annotation, cellular component: cytoplasm; postsynaptic density. The transcript is spliced from 60 exons.